Molecule: messenger RNA, 662 nt
Organism: Staurois parvus
Lineage: Eukaryota; Metazoa; Chordata; Amphibia; Anura; Ranidae
Source: the annotation of a GenBank genome assembly
GUGCCCUGAUGAUAUGUGUAGCCCCAGUAGCGCCACCUGUCAGUGUCCAUCAGUGCCAGCUCUCAGUGCUCAUCCAUGCCACCUGCCAGUGCCCAUCAGUGCCACAUUUCAGUGCCCAUCUGAGCUGCCUUUCAGUGCCACCCAUCAGUGCCAGUCAGUGCCACCUAUCAAUGCCAGUCAGUGCCGCCUAUCAGUGCCAGUUAGUGCCGCCUAACAGUGCCAUCUGUCAGUGUCCAUCAGUGCCAGCUCUCAGUGCUCAUCCAUGCCACCUGCCAGUGCCCAUCAGUGCCACAUUUCAGUGCCCAUCUGAGCUGCCUUUCAGUGUCACUCAUCAGUGCCAGUCAGUGCCACCUAUCAAUGCCAGUCAGUGCCGCCUAUCAGUGCCAGUUAGUGCCACCUAACAGUGCCAUAUAUGAGUGCUGCCUUUCAGUGCCCAUCAGUGAUGCCUGUCAAUGCCCAUCAGUGCCACCUACCAGUGCCUCCUCAUCAGUGGCACCUAUCAGUGUCCAUCAGGGCAGCCUAUCAGUGCCCAUCACUGCAGCCUCAUUAGCGCACAUCAGUGAAGGAGAAAAAUCACUUAUUUACAAAAUUUUAUAACAAAAACUAAGAAAAAACUUUUUUUUUUCAAAAUUUUCAGUGGUUUUUGGUUUAAGAAAAAAUAA